Pelobates cultripes (western spadefoot toad) is the source of this 10070-nucleotide messenger RNA. NCBI's taxonomy places the organism in Eukaryota, Metazoa, Chordata, Amphibia, Anura, Pelobatidae. The record is from the annotation of a GenBank genome assembly.
CCGCAUUUUGACCGUUUUCUCCUCCCUGUCAGCCUUCAGGUUGACUUUCAUGGGUGAAUUAGCACUAAAUAACCGCAGUACCUGUUUCCCCCCAGUUGCGUUUCUCUGGCGGGCAGUCAGUCAGGCGGGCGCGGGGCAGCCCGGGGGGGAGGGGCCAGUGUGGCAGUUUGAGAGGUGGGCGGAGCUCGGAGAGUUGCUGGUUUGUUCCUCUGGCAGCCGGUGUCCCCCGCAGCCAUGUCCUCCCCGCUGGAGAAGCCGCAGAUCGUCGCCCACGUGCAGAAGUCGGUGAAUUACACGCUGUUUGACUGCAAAUGGCUGCCGAGCAGCGCCAAGUUCGUGUGUCUGGGCAACCUGGCCCGCGGGAGCGGCAUCAUGCAGGUCUACGAGAUCCAGCACGGGGAGGCCAAGCUGCUCCGGGAGGUCAGUGUGCCCCGGCCGGGUGUCACCGGCUCACCAUCCCCGGGGCGCUCACCAUGCCCGGAUAAAAAACCGAAUUAACCGAAUCUGGGAGAUUUUAACUCAGUCUGCGGGGUUUGCGUCACCUGUUGUCAUGGCAACUGAUCCUGAGCACAACAGGAGUUUGGGAAAAAUAUAACAAAUAAUAACAAAUAAUGCUGUGACUGAAAUAAUAACAAAUAAUGCUGUGACUGAAAUAAUAACAAAUAAUGCUGUGACUGAAAUAAUAACAAAUAUUCUGUCAACAAUUCAACCACUAGCUAAUAAUUAACAUAUAUAUAUAUAUUAUUUACUGUACAGUGUGAUUAGUAUUUUCUAUAUAUAUAUAUAUAUAUAUAUAUUAUUUACUGUACAGUGUGAUUAGUAUUUUCUAUAUAUAUAUAUAUAUAUAUAUUAUUUACUGUACAGUGUGAUUAGUAUUUUCUAUAUAUAUAUAUCCAGUAGAGAUUAGAAUUUAGACAUAGUAGUUAUGCAGACAUGUACAUAUAUAAUGGGUGUGUAAUUCAUUUGAAUACUUUUACAAUCAAAUGCAGUUAACUCAAAGUGAAGUGUAGGUCUGUAUGUGUGAUGGUCUAAUUGUACGUUAGUUUGUGGUAGUACGGAUGAGUGAAAGUGCUGCCAAUUAAUGUAGAAUAUAGUGUCGCUUAGUAACUCAUAGUGCAGAAGAAAUAGAAUUAUAAAUUUAAUGUUGAUGUACUUUUACUUUGUAUCCCACAGAUUGAGAAAGCUAAACCUCUAAAAUGCGGGACCUUUGGAGCCAGUUCUCUGCAGCAGAGAUAUUUAGCCACUGGUGAUUUUGAUGGAAAUCUCAAUGUGUGGUAAGGGAGUGUUCCAUAGCUCAGUAUUACGGUCAGUAUUUGCUGGGCGCCAGUCUCUUCCUCCAUGGAGAGCUGGAAGCUCCAGCAAGGAGCUUUCAUCAGCUUUUCUGAACUAGACCCUGCUGUGCAGUCCGGCUCAUUGGCUGAGAAUAGUGACUAAUGGCUUUUAUCCAAUGAGCGAAGCCUUGCUCUCUUAAUGAAAAGAGCUCCCGGCUAGAGUGGAGAGUGAGAUUGGUGCCUGGUCAGAAGUCAAACAAUUAGCAAAUGGUUUGACUGCUUACAUUGGGAGAGCACCAGGGAAUUCCUGGCACCAUAACCACUACCUCACACUAAAGUGGUUAUGAUACUUAUGUGCUUCUUUAAAAUAAUCUACUCAUGGACGAAUUGCAAGUACAAAUCAUUGCAUGCCUCAUUAUAAUGGUAGGUAUGAAAGUGAGACAAGAGUGUGUGUAGCUGAUUAGAGUCAUGCCAGUGAUGUGAAUCAAGAUGCAAACCUACAAAGUAGUUCAGACUCACCAGUAGCACACACUGAGGAAAAAAUAUAUAUAUAAAAAAAUAUAUAUGGGUCCAAAAUCAGCAUUGUCCCACCAUUUCUGUGAUUGUCUCCCUGUUACAUAAAAUCUGUUUUAGGUUUAUGUGGAAAAAGCUAAAAUUGUGAUUGUUUAGUCACAUGACCUGUUCCUUUAUGUUCGCAGGAAUUUAGAAGCUGCUGACACCCCUGUCUACUCUGUGAAAGGCCACAAAGAAAUCAUUAACUGUAUAGACGGAGUGGGAGGAUUAGGCAUCGGUGAAGGAGCCCCAGAGAUUGUCACUGGAAGCCGUGAUGGUAAGUCUUUAUUGACUAAAAUACAGGGCUUCUUGCAGCAUAAAAUGUAUGAAUAAAAAGUCUGAAUUUCACUUUGCAUCUGAUUUUAUACUAGGGUAGUAAAGCGGCACUAAACCCUUUAUGAAAUGAGUUUAUGAAAUACUCAUAUUGACAAUUGUAAUUCCCCUGAAAUUGCAAUGCAGUCAAAAGUUUUAUCAAGACAGGUUAGGGACUAUUUUCCUAUGCGUGACAAAUUUGACAAAAAGGUGGAGCUACCUACAGAUGUGACGGCUGAGUGGAAAAAAGCUUUGUCUAUGGAGAAUCCCUCGGUCCUGCAGGAUGUGAGAGUACAGAGUGAAUGUGAGCUUCUGCAUUUUAGUGUCUCCCUCUCUCCCUCCCUCCCUGUUACUUUCAUGUAGUUUAGCUCAGUUUCUGCCCGACCUUCCGCAAGCAGGAUCUUCAAAUGUGAAUGUCUAGAAGAAUGUGAACAGGAAGUAAACCCAGCCCUAUUCCAGCUAACUUACGGUUAGUCAAUAAAAAAAUCUACUUGUAGAAUAAAGUACUAAAACAGUCUAUUUUUUUUCGGUUUCUUUCUGAUGUGUUUCAGGAACAGUGAAAGUGUGGGACACGAGGCAAAAGGACACCCCUGUUGCUAAUAUAGAACCAGUAGAAGGAGAAACCAAGAGAGAUUGUUGGACAGUCGCAUUUGGUAAGUUAUAUAUGAGUACGUAAGUAAUUGAAGCAUACCAUGCAAAUUUAUCUCCAAUAAUGCCAUAUACACACAUAUUUAAGGGAUGCCAUGUGCUUGCGCAGCGUUUCUCUGUAGAUGCCAGAGAGCUCACUGAUUGCAUCACAAUGAUGGUGAUGAGGUUGCAUCGCAAAUUUCAAUGCAUCUUCUGCACAAAUACCCCAGAAAGCACCUCAAUAGUAUAAACUGGUGUAUGAGCAUAUGGAACAUCUAACGUGAUCACUCUGCUGCAGUGUUUUUAUGGAGUUUUCUUUUUUAAAGCCAGCACAGGCCAAACACAGCCCUGGCCAAUCCUCAUCUCCUCAUAGAAAUGCAUUGAAUCAGUGCAGCUCUAUGAGGAAAGUUUAGUGUCUACAUGCACAGGGUGGAGACAAUGGAUGCCCCAGGAAGCGUGACAUGUCAUGAUUCCCUUUUAUUCCAGAAGUUUGGUCCUUAAGGGGUUAAAGACUGUGUUUACUGCAAAAAUGCCUGAAUGUAAUAAUUCUACUCACCAGAACAAAUACAAUAGGCUGUUGAUUAUUGUCUCCCUUUAAGACAGAUUUAAAAAGACCCCAAAAUACACAGAAAGUGCCCAAUAGCAACCUUGUCAUGUAAAUAAGUUGAAAAGCCCAGACAGAUAUAUAUUCAUUUGAUAUUUAUUUCAUACAAGACUCUCUUUAUCACAUGAUUGUACUAAAGAACAUAUCCAGAAAUGGAACAUCAGGUAUAUGUGAAUUAAUCUGUACAGUUUAAACACGUAUUAGGGGUCUGCUAGGUUGGAGAAAUUAUACCUGGAGUCCUCAGCCCAUCACUGGCUGCCCAGCAAGCCUUACUGUUCGCUCUGGUGGCUCAGGACAAAUGAAGAGAGGAGGUAGAGGUUUCAGGCACUGGGUGACCAAAUGUGAGGUUAAAAUGUUGGAAAAUGGAUUAACCUUUGAAAGUAAGAUGUUGCGUAGACACUCCUGUCACCUUGACAACUUCAAUUAUCGGGACUUGUUGUAGAGUGGGAGUGUUCUUUUAAUAAGUUCACAUCCUCUGGACAUAUUAUAAAUCGUUUUAGUUAAGGCUUACUGUGAUGUUUUUCGGUGUUUGAUAGUUGCAUAAAAUAUAGUGGGUAAUAUAUAUAUUCUUAUUAAAUUUGUUUAUCUUUUAUUCUAGGCAAUGCCUAUAAUCAGGAAGAACGUUCUGUGUGUGCAGGAUAUGACAAUGGGGAUAUUAAACUUUUUGACCUCCGGAAAAUGGCCUUAAGAUGGGAAACUAAUAUUAAAAAUGGGGUAAGAUUUUUUUUUAUUUAUUUGUUUUGUCCGGAGAUUCGCGUUAUCUUGUGUAUGAAUUUUGGGUGUACCUUAUAGAUUAAUCUACUACGAUCAUCCAAAUUUACUCCUUAGCAACAUGGUAGUACUAACUAAUAAUACGUGGUCACGUGACCAGGUUAACAGCUUAUCAUGAUAGAGGGUGGGCUAUUUAAAGCCCGUGUAUGGUCAGCCUUGUUCGGCAUUCCUGAUGAUCUUGACAUAGAAGGGGAAACGCCCGUUGCGUGCGUGAUCCUUUUGUAUUACUUUUUUAUUUUUCCCUUAGAUGUGUAGAUACUUUUUAUGUCAUAGAGGGCUGACAAGCAAGUAGGUAUAUUCUGCUGAACUGAGUCUGUUAGCCAGGGCUAGUUUGGGGAUCCGCCUGUCUCAUACAUUUUCUCCAACUCCCACCCUAUAGUGUCCUCAUUGGUGCGAUAUACCCUAUAUAGCUACUCAAAGUAUCUGAGCAGUCUGACCCCCAGAGGUUAACUGUGGGUACCACACCUUUGUGCUAUAUCUUGGUUAUUAGUCAAAAGUACGCAGGUUGUCUGGAGCUAUUUUAUAACUGUGACCCCUAGUGACUAAUAUAUGGUACUACACAUAGGAAUUAGUAUUUGCAUAUCCAGUAUUUAUUCUAUUCAUUCAAGUUUACCUUAUAAAGAUAUUAAUAAUUAUUGUUUGUGACUUUUUUUUUUUUAAACGGUUCAUUCAAAGUUUUUUUUAAAUUUUAUUUAUUUAUUUUUUUCACAUUAUUUGCACACAUCCACUUCUACUGGAUCCGAACUGUUAAGAUAUUGCUUUCCCUACAUUUUAUAGGUCUGCAGUUUGGAGUUCGAUAGGAAGGACAUAAUAAUGAACAAAUUGGUUGCUACGUCACUAGAAGGGAAAUUCCAUAUUUAUGACAUGAGAACAGAACAUCCUAAGAAAGGUUUUGCAAGUCUCACUGAAAAGGUAAGUGCGUUUUGCUUCAUUUCCAUACCUUUUUUUCUUGCAAAGCUCCACAGUGAGCCUAAAAAUGAAAAUAGUGGAAUUCAUGUCUUUCACCUUCCGCUGAGCAACAAUACAUUUAGAAUCUCUUACUGAAUAUCUUAACUUUGCCUUCAGCUAUCUUAUUGUAUCUUUAAUGUUAUAUGAUUAAAAAAGAUACAGAUUUUUUCCUGCACAGCAGCUGGGAUGCCAAAAACUGUUCCCUGAUCUUCCAACUGCAACACAGACAUGAACACAGACACAUACAAGGCCUAGAUUUCUUAAAGCUAAUAUUAAAAUAAAGUGUACGUAAAAUAUGACGGUAAACUUAGAAAACAACUGGGGGUUGCCUCUCCUGCUCCUCUCUUUGUAAACACUAAUGUCAGAGGGGAGGGGGAAUGCCAAGGCAGCAUUUUUUUUUUUUUUAUAUAUAUAUUUUAUCUUGCCCAGACUCUAUAGUACUUUAUAUAGACAUAAUUUAAGCCUACUGUAGUGGUUAUUUCUCCAGGAGUGCUCUGAUGCUGUCCCGUGGCAAGUAGUCAAGCCGUCUUGUAAUGGCUUCACAAUUUUCUGGGUCCUCCAUGUAACAUAGAAUGUGACGGCAGAUAAGAACCAUUCGGCCCAUCUAGUCUGCCCAAUUUUUAAAAAUACUUUCAUUAGUCCCUGGCCUUAUCUUAUAGUUAGGAUAGCCUUAUGCAUGUCCCACACAUGCCUAAACUCCUUUACUGUGUUAAUCUCUACCACUUCAGCUGGAAGGCUAUUCCAUGCAUCCACUACCCUCUCAGUACUGUGCCCAGUUCCUGUGGACAGCAGUAGAUCCCAUUAUUCUUUAGCAAUAUCGAUUUUGUCCCUAUUUUACUUGUUGGAUUCGACACGGCAAUAAAAAAAGUUGGUUUAUUUAUUUAUUUUUUUCAUUUAUUUUAUUUACCAUAAUGCCUGUACCUUGAAUUACAAAACCGUGAUAAUUUUUUGCAGAACUGACUCAUUUUUGGUUUUAUCGGAUGUAAUGAUGUUAUUUUCUAACUUUUCUUCUUCUCUAAAAAAAUAAAACCAGGUUAAUAAAUCCACUCUCUGGCAAAUUCGACAUCUUCCGCAGAAUAGAGAUAUCUUCAUGACAGCAGGAGGAGCAGGAAGUCUCCAUCUUUGGAAAUAGUAAGUAACUGAACUGCUUGCAUUCGCUCAACAUUUUCUAGAUAAGGGGUGUCCAGGUUCAUCCUGCCAGUUUUCCAUGAAUUGUCCAAAAGUGACUUGAACACUCAUCUAGUAGCCACCAUCAAAAUUCUUGGGCCAAUAAUAUUCUUUUCUUUUUUUUUUUUUCUCCCUUUUUCUUAUUGUUUAAAGGGACAAUACAGUAAAAGUGCUUCACUGUCUGUUAUUUCAAUAGAAAUCCAACUUUUAAAAACCGAACAAAAUACAGAUUAAUACUACCUUAGAAAGUACCCUAUUCAAUGUUAAAAAACAACCACACAUCACCAUCAAGUGCCAGAAUCCCACUGACUACUACCAGUAUGUCACAAUUCCUUGGGAUGUUAUAGUUUGCCUCAAGAAAAAAGGAGAAAAAAAAACACAAUAGUGCAGAUAGACCAAAAAGGGAAAAUUUGGAAGAUUAUAAGCACACUAUUCCCAUAUUAGGGUAUACCAGCUCACAUAUACCGGAGCCCUUAUGAAGAACGGUUUAUGGGUGUCUCUCCUGUCAUUGGCUCUAUGUUCUCUAUCAUCUCUUCCCCACCAUUUUAACCAGAAAUGUGUGUGUGUGUGUGUAUCUUUAUCUCCAUUUCUCUAUCUCAUAUCUCUCAGUAUAGUAUUACACUCACACUUUUAACAUGCAGUUGUCAUUGUAUUCCAGAAUUCAGUAUUCUCUCAAUCAGAAUGUUGUUGGAAUACAACAAUAAAAUGUAGGGGGUAUAACCUCUUAAACAUGUUUCACCUCAAAUCCAGGCUUCCUCAGUCAGUGAGUUAAGUAAAUGACGUUCUAAAAUCAAGCUAUUCCAAUAAUAUUAGAACAAUAUAUUCUGUAUUCUAUGCGUCUAUAUGAAGGAAGGGAUGAAUAGUUUGUUUGUUAGGAAUUGCGGUCUUGUCAUUGCCAUUUGCUGAAUAUAUUUAUUUUGCUUUUGUAGUGAAUACCCUGCUCAUCGAUCAGAAAAAGACUCUGAUGGUGUGGAAAAGGGAGUUGUAGGAACGGUCAGUCUUCUACAGAAUGUGACUCUAUCGACACAGCCGAUAUCUAGCUUAGACUGGAGUCCAGAUAAGCAAGGAUUGUGCGUUUCUACAUCAUUUGACCAGGUUGUUAGAGUGCUGAUUGUCACGAAGCUGAAUAAAUUUUAAUCCAGAUGUUCUAUAGCUGCAACAGCUACUCAUAACAGACUAUUGAUCCAGGUUCCGAGUAUUACUUUUGUACAUCUUUUUUUUUUUUUUAACCAGGUUUACGAGUGGGGAGCUAUCCUCACAUCUGAUAUAAAUGAGCCAAAUAAACCCAUAUUUUAAUAUAUUAUCCUUCACUGUCCUAGUCCCAUUUUGAAAAAGUUCUUUAUCUCUUCUGAUUUGACAUGAUGAAAGUGCCUCUAAUAUUCUCAAUUCAGGGAACAAAAACUACCCAAUAUGACUGUCUGUCUAUUCUUUAUGUUACAAAUAAACAGCAACGUCUUUCUGUUUCAUAAUUUUCUUUCAUGAUUGCUCGUUUUUCUAAAAAAUAAAAUCUAUUACAUGGUUUUUCGUGAACUAAAUGAACUAUGAGGAAACUGCAUUGUGUAUUUGUCUUCGUAAUGGCUCAAGGAAGAAAAUAUAGUGUAUUUUGUGCCUUGUUUUAUAGUAAGAUGUAUAAUUUGCAGGUUUAGUCUUUACGUUGCUCUGUAGCCUGAAAUUGUAUGAAGGGUUUGGAGGUAAAGGACUGGUAGUGUGAGGGAUUAACAAAUGACACCAAUGGUGUGAUGUUGGACAGAUGUGUAUAUACACAAACUGUGUGGCCCAUUACACAUCUGACUGUGCAGCUGAACAAUUCAGAAAUUUGUAUAUAUGAAAGUCUAUUGUGGUAGAAAUGGGUAGGCCUGAAUAAAGAGGGCCCAGGACAUAAUUGUUAUGGGGAGUGGUUGGUGGGGUUCCAAAUGCCAAAGGAAUGUCUGGAGGUAGCUGGGGAGGGUUAAGAAAUAGGCCCGAUAACCCAUCCCACAAUUUCAGGCAUACUGCUUUCCCAUUCACUGUUUGUGGCUUUUUAGAUAGUACUUACCCAGAGAUCCCCUCACAAAUUCAAACAUUUUCCUUAUAUUUGUCAAAAAACAAAUGUGUGUAGACAAUGAUUUGUGCAAUUAGGUACAGAACAGCUGGGUUACCACCAAAAUCCAAACAUCCUUUUGUAUUGCAAUGCAGGUAACUCUGCAACGACAUAUUGGUAUCCUCUUAUUCCAUUAUACAAAAGUGGAUCUGACAAUGAUAUAAUCAGUGUGGUCUGUCAAGCUGGCUUCCAUGAAGAUUCAGAAACCUGUAUAUAAGACUAUAGCCAUUGCUGCAACUCAAGAAUAGUGAUGGUUUGAGCACAGGAUUUGUUUCGCACAGCCAUGUCUUCGUGCUGCUGUGUUAAGGGUUAAUUAAUUGCUAGCGAUUCAUAAGUACACACUCUUCUGUCUCAUUAGAGCUUUCAGCUGAAAGCAGCAAGGUGAAUUUUACAUAGUUACAUAGCUGAAAAGAGACUUGUGUCCAUCAAGUUCAGCCUUCCUCACAUAUGUUUUUGUUGUUGAUCCAAAAGAAGGCAAAAAAAACCCCAGUCUGAAGCGCUUCCAAUUUUGCAACAAGCUAGGGAAAAAAAUGCCUCCUUCACCCCAAAAUGGCAGUCAGAUUAAUCCUUGGAUCAAGCAGCUAUUACCCCACUAAAUAGAAAUUAUAUCCCUGUAUGUUAUGUUUUAGAAGUAUUUAUCCAAUGGCAGUUUAAACAUCUGUAUGGACUCUGAUAAAACCACCUCUUCAGGCAGAGAAUUCCACAUCCUUAUUGCUCUUACUGUGUAAAAAAAACCAAAAAAAAAAAAAAACCUUUCCUUUGCCUUAGAUUAAAUCUCCUCCCUUCCAGCCUAAAUGCCUUACCUCACAUCCUAUGUAUAGCCCUGUGUAUUAAUAGAUUUCCAGAUAAUGGUUUGUACGGAGCCGAAUAUAUUUGUAUAAUGUUAACAUAUCCCCUCUGAGGCGCCGUUUUUCCAAACUAAAGAGAUUGUUGGUGUGGGACAUAUCUUAACGUUGGCAGGUGAGCUUGCAUUGCCCUUUCGAUGGUACCAAAACACCUCUGUUAUUUAAAUGUCCAUAGGGAAUUGGGAUAGUGUGCAGGUAACCUUCUUAGUUUUGUAAAGUAUAACAUAAUAGCUUUAAAUACUAACCCAUCCAGAUAUUGUUAUUGAAUCCAUUUCACUAUGAUGUUCAGAGAAUGGUAAAAAGGAUGUUUCCUACAUAAACUGGUUUGUAGUCACCAAUUGUGCUCCUUAAUAUAAGGCAACAGAUCCAUUAUUUGUCUAGGAGUUUUACUUUAUUCUAUUAAAUCAUGUUUAGUGGGCAAAUACCUCCCAUUUAGAACAAUUCUAGUUGAUAAAAUCUGCACACAUGGUGUGUAUGUAUAGAGUGCCAGAUAUACAUCAUAAAGCGGUUUUAUACACAUUAUGCAUUUCUGAAUGAUUAAAAAGCUAUCAUUCAUUCGUCCCUUGCUUUCUACCAUAUGCUGUUCUUUGUUCCGAAAGUGCCUAACCUCAUGAAAUGUUUACAUUAGCCCUGUUUCCAUGGUUACUGAACACAGUAGCAUAGAAAUCCAGAUCUGCUGCGAAGUUAAUGAACAAUAGUGAUAGAUCAAUUGGAUGCAACAAUAUACUUUUUAAAAGAUCUGUUUACUAACAACUUGAUUGGUUUUCAGUCUGACAGGACAUGGAUAGAGAUGUCCCGAACAGUUCGCCGGCGGACAGUUCCCGGCGAACAUCGCAUGUUCGCGUUCGCCACGGCGGGCGAACAUAUGCGAUGUUCGGUCCGCCGCCUAUUCC